Molecule: messenger RNA, 1140 nt
Organism: Fusarium poae
Lineage: Eukaryota; Fungi; Ascomycota; Sordariomycetes; Hypocreales; Nectriaceae
Exons: 7
Coding region: 1-1140 (379 amino acids)
Source: RefSeq, a predicted model, not a curated record
AUGGCAGAUCCCGUAAGCUGCGGUGGCGAUGGCGUCGAAUUGAUCAAUGGCUGGAUGGACAAGGUUCCCAGCUGGGCUCAAAUGGCUGCUGAAGCGAUAGCCGAUGACAUACCAAACGAGCGCGUCAGAACACAGUACAUGCAAACGUAUCUAAAUCUCGCUCGUUUCUCGCGCUUUGGUGGGUCGUACGCUGAAUGGCAAGUCGAGAGGAAUAUGUACGAUGUGGAGAUCCAAUGCGACUGGAAACGUAUCGUGAAGAAUGACGGCUACUAUCCCGAAGAGGCCAACAUCCCUUACUAUGAUCUCGUUCAAAAGGUACCAAUUAAAAAGGACGACGCCAUUCUGGAUCUCAAGAAAGGAAUGAGUCUCUCAUACGCCAUCACAAAAUCGCGAGAGACGGACCCAAUCCAAGACGAACCGUGGGACCCUAGAGCACCAGAGGUCAUCACCUUCAAUCCACUUCGUAUGAAGCAAUACAAGUUGUUCAAAAUAUCCGUUGCAACUUCGUCGGACGGUAGAGGUGACGACCAUGUCUAUGGCUGGGUCAAGAUCCUCGAGAACAGAAUUUCUGGCUCCAACACUGCUGAUAAUCUUGCUUAUUUUGCGAUGUUGGUGGAUCUAAUAUUGAACUUUGGUUACGAUGUAGAGGAGGAUGAUUGGAUCAUUGGUGUUCUUCCACUCGUUGCAUUCCUAAAUCUCGUUUGGGAGGAGUCCAUUCCGGCCAUUGACGAAAUCUCGAUUGGCGACACUGAGUUGUCCGAGUUUGUGGAAAUCGAUCAAUGGGCUGCCAUCCAUCGGUUUACGUUUCUUGUCGACUUUAUACAGAAGAGGGAUCCGCUACAUGAGAGCCAAGCGUACAAAGCACUUGCAGAAUGUGAUCCCGGCUUCAGGAAGCUUGAGAUGGUGAGUCAUGUCUUUAAAGACAUGGAUGGCAUCAAGGCGCUGAGUGAAUGGAAUGACCUGGACUAUCUUUACAGUUGGAUCCAGGCCAAUGUUGUUCCGCGCUUGAGUCUUGUGCCCACGGUGAUCGCUGAAGAGGCCGCUGAUGUGUUUCUCAACACCAACUAUCUCGAUUGCUGGCAGUCGCUUGUCACUGAGCACGAAUCUUUGAGUCUUAUUUGUGCUAUUCGCCGUCGCUAG